Dermacentor silvarum is the source of this 1993-nucleotide messenger RNA. RefSeq lists its product as uncharacterized. The record is from RefSeq and is a predicted model, not a curated record. The transcript has 5 exons. Bases 1 to 1686 code for a protein of 561 amino acids. NCBI's taxonomy places the organism in Eukaryota, Metazoa, Arthropoda, Arachnida, Ixodida, Ixodidae.
AUGGCAAUCCGCUUCAUCUCCGCUGCAGUGGCACCAACGGCAGUUACCAUCUGGAGUUGGCCGGCGCAGCAGACUGACGCCCCUUCAGGGUGGAUCGGCACGGCUACGCAGCGCGCGCCACCAAAUAAGAGCGCUCCCGCGGAUACAACCAUCGGACCCAGCUUUCCGUUGUCUGCAGACGCCAAGGUAGCAGAAAGUGAGGCCGCGGCUCGGGCAUCGUUUGACUCUCCUUCUGAACGCUUCUUCACGAAGCCCAGGAGCUUCGAAUGCGAAGCCACUGGUAGCCGACCGGCGGCAAAUGUGACGUGGUUUCUGGACGGAACUGCAGUAGAUCCGGCCUUCAGCCGAAGUGUGUCCGAGGGCAACGUGACGACGAGCAUGCUUCUGCUGCCGGCGUCUGCGCAGUCCGGCCGGCUGCUCGAGUGCCGUGCCAUCAACGGUAACCUGCCCGAGAGCCGAGGCGUGCUCAGCCGCUUCCUCAAGGUGGACAUGUCGCACAAGACAGAGGUGAGCAUACGGCUCGGCCUGGGCCUCGAUGUAAGCCGCAUCACCGAAGGAGCGGAUGUCUACAUGGAGUGCUCGGUGCUUGCUGCCUCCAAGGUCACCGAGGUCACCUGGCGUCGCGACGGAACCGAAAUCAAGGGACUCACUGAAGCCGAAGGCUCGUCCGACGCUCUGGUCAUCUCGCGCUACCUGGUCAUCCGAGGCGUGAGCGUCGACCAGUCCGGACGGUACACCUGCACGGCCAACACCGCUGACGGCGAAAGCGCCGAGAGCGCCCCGCUGGAGGUCCGCGUCAGACACGCGCCCCGAUGCGGCGUUCGGCGGGACAAGCUCCUAGCGGCGCGGCCCAACGAGCAACUGAACGUGACCUGCGACGUGAGCGCGGAUCCCAGCGAAGGGCUGCGCUUCUUCUGGAUUGCCGAGGAUGACACGGGGAAGAGGCGUCAUGUUACGCGGAGAGAUGGCGCCACUGGAGCCGAGGAACCGGACUUCGAAGACCGGCUUCCGGAACUGCAGGACUCGAACCGUCUCGAAGUGCUCGUCGACGAGCACCUGUUUCACGCGACGCUUCUCUGCUGGGCGCGGAACAGCGUGGUUGAGCAAGCGUCGAGCCUCGACUGCGUGGUGGGUAACUACACGGAUACGUCAUUCUCGGUCACGUGUGCGUCGCGCCGACGCGGCCGUGCCAGGAGCGGCGCACACGACCAUGGAGCUCCAGCAGCUAAGUCCCGACUGCGCAUCGAGCUGUUCGAUGCGACGGCGGGUAACCGGUCGGUGCGAGGAUUCUGGGUCGCCACCGAGACCGGCAGGGCGAGCACUGCCGGUGGUGAGCCGCUGUUCCUGACGGGCCUCAAACCGGCCACGGACUACCUGGUGGUGGCGCGGCUAGAACCGGAAGCGAACGCGUUCACCACUUACGUCAGGACUCUGGCACCUGCCCAGACUGUCAGAGAGCGGAAAGAGCACGCAUCAACGGAAAGCACAACCAGGAUGCCUCCCAUGACGACUACGAUCACCGUCAUCGUUUGCAUUGUCGCUACCGCCACGUUAGGCCUAGCAGCCACCGGCACGGCGCUAUGGUUCAAGUACCACAGGAGACGAUCUCGACUGCUGAGCGCCGCCGCAGCUCGAAAACACGCCGAACACAAGGCGUACCUCGCUUCAGACGCUUCGUGCAGCUGAUACUGCGGACAAGCGGAACGCGUUUGCUAUUAGCGCUCUCAUACUUUCCUCAAGUUCACUGUGUUCGCACCUCCAAGUCCUUACCAACAAUGUCGUUCCCGAUGAAAGCAUCGCGAGAACGAGACGUGCCUUCACUACAAAUGUGUACUUUAUCACUCUUCUCGAUACUGUGCGUCGUUAGAUACGUUAAGGUGAAGCUCUACCUCAAGCGCCUCUAUCUAAAUACAGUAAAACCUCGCUAUAACGAAGUUGAAGGGAGAGCCAGAGUUACUUCGUUAUAUUCAUUAUUGCAUGUACUGUGCUAUGG